UACCAUUCUUCAGCAUCCGUCAUUCAACAAAUAUUUUUAUACCACAAUUUUCUCACUAUUUCUUUUCUGGUUUUCUUUCUAAAUGGAUUCCCCGGAUAAUCAGCCGGAACCUUCGUCCUCUUCAUCACCGCAACCCGGAGGUCUGGAAUAUUCCGGCAAUGCUUCUGCAUCGAGUUCACUCUCACACUCACACGCUCAGCAUGACGAAGAAGAAGAAGAAGAAGAGCAUGCAGAGUCUGAACCGGUCCGAGUUCGAGAUGAGACGGUUCGGUUUAGGAUCAGUGAGGCAACAUGCUGCUGCAUCAGUCUACUCAUCACCUCUUGGUUUCUAGUAUCUGUGACACUAAUGUUUGGACUAUACGGAUCUUCCACAUUACAACUUGGCCCGAAUUGUUCGUUAAGAAUCAGAGCCAACCCCCUUUUCGUAGAGUAUGUGAAGGUUAAGCAAUUAGAUGGUACGAAAGAAGGUCCAAGGCUACACGGGUUUUCUAAAGAUCCUCCUCUUGAAGUUUUAGUCGCGUCAUCUGCAUCUGAAAAAUUGUAUCUCCCAGAAAGGUCUCAAAAGGACUGGAUAUAUUUCCUGAAUGAAGGGUCCCAAAUGAACAUUUCCAUGACGGUAAUGUCUUCAAGUUCGUCGCCUUUGGAACUUGCAAUAGGCGAAGGAAUCGAAGGUCUUACACAGUGGCUUGACAACCCAAUGUAUCCAAACAACAUCUUUUCAUCAGACAUCAUUCAUGGAAAUGGAACGAUCAAUCACAGUGUUACUAAAUCAUCUAAUUACUAUGUCUCAGUUAUCAAUCUGAAUUCAGAAAUUGUGGAGAUGCAGUUGAACCUCACGCUGAAAGCUCUACUUUAUAACACAACCCAGGCAUAUUAUAAAUGUUCACUGUCUCAUGGCGAAUGUACUUUCAGAACCUCAUAUUCUGAUGGAUAUACAGUCGUUUUAACUACUCCAAGUACUAAACAGGGCAUAUUAUAUGAUGACUGGUAUGUUGAAUUGUCAUAUGGACCUCGGUGGAUCACAUAUACUGUUGGCUUAGGUGGAAUGGCAGUCCUCGUCCUCUUGGCUUUCCGUCUCAUAAAAUGUGGUCAACAUAUUGAUUACAGAACUGAAGCUCAAUUCAGAGGAACAAGAUCACAGAGAGCCCCCUUGCUUUCACACAAAGAUGAUGAUCAGUCAAGUUGCACAUCUUCUUCUUCUGAUUUUGUCUCUCAAGAUGAUGAGCAUUUACUAGAAAUGCUUGAUGGGCAUUUGAAAGAUGGAGGAACUGACAUUAAUACCAGUCGUCUGUGUGCUAUAUGCUUCGAUGCUCCAAAGGACUGUUUCUUCCUCCCAUGCGGGCAUUGUGUGGCUUGUUUGGCAUGUGGAAUGAGGAUUAAGGAGACUUCCGAAACCUGCCCCAUUUGUCGCAAAAAAAUGAAGAAGGUAAGGAAGUUAUUUAUAGUAUGAUAAUGGUGGAGAUCGACCUGCACAGCAUGGAUUAUGGAUAUAUAUAUAAUUAGGCACAUCCACAUUAUAAACUAGCCAAUCUUAUACACCCCUGAUGCAAGGACUCCUGUGUUACAUGGAAAAAACCAUGAGUAAAUAUACUUUAAAACUCUGGUAUAUAUAUAUGGCUUAUUUAAGUAGUAAUUUAACUCUUAUUGUAUAUCCUUGGUUAUAAUUUUGCUCCUUAGAUAUUAAGUAGUAAUUUAACUCUUAUUGUAUAUCAUCGGUUGUAAUCUUGCUCUGUAAGAAUUCGAGUAAAGUUAUCAUAGGUUGUAAUAUUGCUCCAGACAAAUUAUUAUGAAUGUUUAUAUAUGACGGAGCCUCUUAUUGUA
Messenger RNA from Daucus carota subsp. sativus, 1821 nucleotides. Its product is annotated as E3 ubiquitin-protein ligase APD1-like. Gene Ontology annotation, molecular function: ubiquitin protein ligase activity. Gene Ontology annotation, biological process: cell cycle; protein ubiquitination. NCBI's taxonomy places the organism in Eukaryota, Viridiplantae, Streptophyta, Magnoliopsida, Apiales, Apiaceae. The record is from RefSeq and is a predicted model, not a curated record. Gene Ontology annotation, cellular component: endosome; plant-type vacuole membrane. The transcript is spliced from 10 exons. Bases 83 to 1450 code for a protein of 455 amino acids.